Danaus chrysippus (African queen) is the source of this 273-nucleotide messenger RNA. Lineage: Eukaryota; Metazoa; Arthropoda; Insecta; Lepidoptera; Nymphalidae. The record is from the annotation of a GenBank genome assembly.
AUGCGUGUCAUGUGCCCGGAGGUUCAACAUAAUCACAGUCUGCCCCAGCAUCACCGGCCGCCGCCGGCGCAGUCAUCCAAUACAUUGACUCAUUGCAACUGCCUGUUGUCCAACAACGAUACAUAUAAGGUUCAAUUCAGCCGUCGGUGUAGUGUGACGCAACACGAUUUGUUUACGCCCAGUAAAGUGGCUACGUGCAUGCGAGGAGCGGCCGACAUACAACACGACGUUGCCAAGUCGUUCUUGAGCCAAAUUUGGUGUGGUGAUGGUUGA